UUUAUUGGAGUCAGUUUUCCAUGAGCAGGGGCGGAGCUUUUGCCAACCUUCCUCUCUCCCUUUCUAGAAUCAGAUUCACGACCACAAACGCGCGGCCAGCUCUGCCAGAUUACGAAUCACGAAUCGCUCUUCUGCUCGGGCCUGCGGCCCCCUCUGCCUGACUGCCUCCGUGGCGGUGGCUGUUCGUCUCUCUUGCCUCUCUGUUCACCUCUCUAUUUUAUAAGGUUCAGAUGUUUUUAUGUCGGCCACCCCAAAGUUAUCGGUCAAGCUCCGCCACUGUCCUUGUAAAAAAAAUUGCCACGUCAACAUUUUGAAGGAAGUUUGGAGGAAUAGGGUAAGAAGGGAUGGCUCGAGAUGAGAGCGUUGUCCCUGCGGACCCACAGGCUAUGGUUGUUGUGAAAAAGAAGACACAAACUUCGAGAAGUUGGAUUUUGAUUGAUGCUAUGGGUCAAGGGUCGAUGCUUGAUGUUGACAAGUAUGCUAUCAUGCACAGGGUUCAGAUUAAUGCACGUGAUCUUAGAAUCCUUGAUCCUUUGCUUUCUUACCCUUCUACCAUUCUUGGUCGUGAGAAGGCUAUUGUGCUUAACUUGGAGCAUAUCAAGGCAAUUAUCACAGCUGAAGAGGUAUUGCUGCGAGAUCCGACAGAUGAAAAUGUGGUCCCUGUUGUUGAAGAACUGCAGAGGCGAUUGCCUAAACUGAGUGACAUUCAUCAACAACAAGGAGAUGGUAAAGAGUAUAUUGGUGGUCAACACGAUGCUGAAGCUGCUGAUGAAGAUGAGUCACCGUUUGAGUUCCGCGCCCUGGAGGUUGCUUUAGAAGCCAUUUGUAGUUUUCUUGCUGCACGUACAUAUGAGUUGGAGCUGAUUGCUUAUCCUGCAUUAGACGAACUUACCUCCAAGAUUAGUAGUCGUAAUUUGGACAGAGUUCGUAAAAUGAAGAGUGCAAUGACAAGGCUGAAUGCUCGGGUACAAAAGGUCAGAGAUGAGCUCGAACAAUUGCUGGAUGACGACGAUGAUAUGGCUGACCUAUACCUGUCGAGAAAGGCAGGUUCAGUGUCACCAGUUAGUGGAUCAGGUGCUGCAAAUUGGUUUGCUACCUCCCCAACCAAUGGAUCAAAAAUAUCCAGAGCAAGUAGAGCAAGUAUUGCAACAGCUCGUUUUGAUGAAAAUGAUGUGGAAGAGCUUGAAAUGUUAUUGGAGGCUUAUUUCAUGCAAAUUGAUAGCACAUUAAACAAAUUAAACACACUGCGAGAGUAUAUUGAUGAUACCGAAGAUUACAUUAACAUUCAACUUGACAACCAUCGAAAUCAGCUUAUUCAGUUAGAGCUCUUUCUUAGCUCUGGAACUGUUUGCCUAUCUUUCUACUCUCUGGUGGCUGGUAUUUUUGGAAUGAACAUCCCAUACAGUUGGAAUGACAACCAUGGUUACAUGUUCAAAUGGGUAGUUAUUGUCUCAGGAGCAUUUUCAGCUAUUAUGUUUCUCAUGAUUACCAUCUAUGCUCGCAAAAAGGGGCUGAUUGGAUCAUGAAAAUCAAUAUGUUGGAAAGGUGCAGAGAAUGAACUUUACAUAUGGUCCAGAAUGAUGAUUCAAGAUCUUGUCAAUUUAUUUAAGAUUACAUUAAAGGGUAUAUAAUGCAAGCUUUUAGUUCUUAGGGUUGAUACAGAGUUGGUGUUAGCCUGGCAGGUCUGCAAUAACCUCAAAUAUACAGAUCCAGAGUUGAUUUUUGUUUUGAAUAAUUUUAAGGCCUUGAUAUGUGAUUAAAUUAAGUUGAAUAUAUUAUUAAUCUUUAUACGCUAUUUUUUUGUAGUUAAUAUAAUGAUAUUUUUCUUUUGUUAA
Cicer arietinum (chickpea) is the source of this 1835-nucleotide messenger RNA. Its product is annotated as magnesium transporter MRS2-2-like. The record is from RefSeq and is a predicted model, not a curated record. Gene Ontology annotation, biological process: transmembrane transport; magnesium ion transport. Gene Ontology annotation, molecular function: magnesium ion transmembrane transporter activity. Gene Ontology annotation, cellular component: membrane. Lineage: Eukaryota; Viridiplantae; Streptophyta; Magnoliopsida; Fabales; Fabaceae.